CGGAGGAGGCCGCGUCACCAUAGCGACCGGGGCCUCUUAGUCCGCGCCGAGCUGUUGGGGCGCCGCCAGCUGCGCCCCUUUGGGUUCAUUUCCUCCUUCUGCCCCGGGGAGACCUCAUCGUCUCGCCAAGUGAUCGGGCCCUUGUGACGUAGAGCCGAGCCAGGAGGAGGAGUCAGGGCCCGGGUGGGGAUGGGGCGCGACCACCCCAGGGCCGCUGGUGGGAUGGGUCUGUGCAAGUCCAAGCUGCCCGAGGUGGGCAGGCCCCUGCGACCCCAGGAGAAGGACAUCCUCAAGUCUCCCCUGAUCAUCUUCGUGAUGGGCGGCCCAGGUUGUGGCAAAGGGACACAGUGCAAGAACAUGGCGACCAAAUACGGCUUCCGCCACGUGGGGCUGGGCCAGCUGCUGCGGCAGGAGGCCCGACGCAGCACCCAGCGGGGCCGGAAGAUCUAUGACAUCAUGCUGCAGGGGCUCCUGGUGCCCACGGGCAUCAUCCUAGACCUGAUCAGCAGCACCAUGCUGUCUCACCCAGAGAGCCGAGGCUUCCUCAUUGACGGCUUCCCACGGGGGCUGAAGCAGGCCAAGGAGUUUGAGCGCCUUGUGAGUGACCCCAGGGUGUGCAAGCGUGCGGUGGGCCGGGCCCCAGACAUCGUCAUCGUGUUUGAUUGCUCCAUGGAUACAAUGGUCCGGAGAGUGCUGCACCGGGGCCGGGUGGAGCACAGGGCAGAUGACUGUGAGUCGGCCAUCCGCCAGCGCCUGGAGACCUACUACAUGCUGUGUGAGCCAGUCCUGACCUUCUAUCAGCAGAAGAACCUGCUCUGUAAUGUAGAUCUUGGCAGAAGAAGCUCCAGAAAACAUUUUUGCCAAGUGCUGCUCUGUCGUUGAAAGCCUGCAGUGACGGGAGGGGCUGGGGGCUGUCUCCCCCCCAUCCCAGAACACACAUAGGGCUCAGAAGGGGGACAGGCUUGUGAGGUAAGAUUUAAUUCUAUCUUCUAUGGCUGGCUCAACAUGAAGGAUCCCAAUUUUGAAAGAAAAAAAGCAUGAGACACACAGAAUGAGCGAGAGAGUGAGAGCCCAGCAUCGCCCAGGCUGUGACCUCCAAGCCACUCAGCAAGGGCUUCCCCAGCACCUCCCACAGCAGCUAUCGCUCUCUCGCCAAACAAACGAGGAAAAAAAAAAAAAAAACAAAAAAAACAAAACAAAAA
Canis lupus familiaris (dog) is the source of this 1202-nucleotide messenger RNA. RefSeq names its product adenylate kinase isoenzyme 1. Gene Ontology annotation, cellular component: cytosol; cytoplasm. Gene Ontology annotation, biological process: nucleoside triphosphate biosynthetic process. NCBI's taxonomy places the organism in Eukaryota, Metazoa, Chordata, Mammalia, Carnivora, Canidae. The coding region runs from base 190 to 882 and encodes 230 amino acids. Gene Ontology annotation, molecular function: ATP binding; AMP kinase activity. The transcript has 6 exons. The record is from RefSeq and is a predicted model, not a curated record.